UAAGACUGAAGUAUACUCUGUCUCUCGUAGUCAGUGACAUCGAUCUCUGACAUGAUGAGGAGUUCCAUUUCCAGCUACUUUCCACUGGCUGCAGUUGUGAUCAUGCUUCUAGUACUGACAGCCACGGAGGCUGAAGGCAUCCGGCUAGACGCAGAGACUCGGGCGUCAGUCAGCAGCAGCGGUGGCAGCAACCCGGUGCUCAAUAAACCAAUCGAUGAUGCGGUCAAGGGUUCCACUGGAUCAGCGAGCGAGACGACAGGGAGCGCUGAUACUGCAAGCGAAGGUAGGGCAGUGCCUCAUGGGUUGCCGGAGUUCCAGGAAGACUAUUAUGUUCCAAGCGUUCACAGCCCUAGGCACCACUGACAAAAAAAAUUGAAAAACUGGAGUAGCUAGUUGGUUUAGUCACAGAGGAUGUAUAUAUACCAUCUCUCAUGAGGUUAGAUGACAUCAGUUCCACUUGUGCAUCUCUAUAAGCUGGAGAAGACACAGUUUUGGUGUACUAAUUAACUUAUUAUUGACAAAUGACAAUAUUUUACGGAUUCACUAAA
Messenger RNA from Triticum dicoccoides, 548 nucleotides. RefSeq lists its product as uncharacterized. The transcript is spliced from 2 exons. The coding region runs from base 52 to 363 and encodes 103 amino acids. Lineage: Eukaryota; Viridiplantae; Streptophyta; Magnoliopsida; Poales; Poaceae. The record is from RefSeq and is a predicted model, not a curated record.